AUUGCGUUUGUACACUACAUUUCCCAUGAGCCUGUGAGACGGACUCGCAUGAAGCAAACUCACAUGGUAGCUAGCUAACAGAGAGAAGAGAGCGUCCAAGAAACGUGUUGCUAAUCUUAUUGGAAAACAGCGAGGCACUACUGAAAAUGUCCGCAGCUAAAGCCAAAAUGCGAGAGAAGAAGAUGAGGAAUCAGCCUGCCAGUGUUCAGUAUCCCUCUGGGGUGAACGGGGAGGGCGGCUCCCAGAACAGAGGACAUGGUUCAGGUGGACAUCCAUCCUCUAAGGAGAGGAAGAAACCUGAAGACACUGGAUGGGUUCGAGGACAUCAGAGAUAUGGUGGUGGUUAUUCUAAGGAGAUGCCCAAGUACAUCACUGGUGGAGCUUUUGCCAGAGCCAGAGCCGCCGAGGUGAAGGCCAUGCUGAGAGCCGUCAGCCAGACGGCGUGCAGCAGCCAUGUUUUUCAGGCUCUGCCUAAACACAUGAGGCGACGGGCCAUGAGCCACAACACAAAGCGUCUGCCCCGCAGGCUGAGAGACGUGGCUGACAGAAUGCGGGAGAAAAGCCUCCAGGCUGGCUCAAAGAAGAAGAAAGAACCGGCUAAAAGCAAAAGCCGAAAAGCUCGCCGACGGCACGGGAACCUGCUGCUGGACUUCAACCGACGCCAGAGGAAGAACAUUUGGCUGGAGACGCACAUUUGGCACGCCAAGCGCUUCCACAUGGUUAAAAAGUGGGGCUACUGCCUCGGGGACAGACCCACGUAUAAAUGCUAUCGGUCGUGCUACAGAGCCAUGAGCAGCCACUGCCUCCUGCAGGACCUGUCUUACUAUUGCUGCAUCGAGCUGAAGGGUGAAGAAGACGAGCUGUUGGCUGCUCUGUCACAGAUGACCAGCAAGGAGGCGGGUCCUACGUUUGCUGCAGCCUUGUGUCUGUCAGGGCGCAGACAGGUCAGUGUUACCAUCUACAGGAUAGGACAGUACCCCUGCCAGCCCCUGGGUCCCGUCACCGUACUCUGGAGACCCAAAACACCGGGGAUCAGGGGGAGACAGCUGUGGAUCUGGGCUCAUCCCACCCUUAAGCAGGAUCUUCUCCCAGAACUUCAAAGUGUAUGCCGGUGUUGGGAGGCUGUGCCGCCCUCCAUUGACCCCGAGGUCUUGUGUGGAAAGGAGAAAAGCGCUCCACAUCCAAAGCCUGAAAACAUCCUGGAAGCAAAGCUGAAACCUGGAGCCAAGAGGAAGAGGAGCUCUGUGGAUGCCAGUGAGCCUCCUGUGAAGAAGAUUUUGGGUGAUGGGACCAGAUUACCGGGAACUACAGUAACCUGGAAGUCCAGCUCCACCGGAAUAGUUAUCAAUGACCUCACCAUGGAGAUUGUGCGCUAUCGCCUGAUUGGACCACAGUCCCACUCUGUGCUGACUGAAGCCCUUGAAGCAGCGACGGUCUGUAAGGAAGUGGAUAAGUCCUUGGGCUCUGCCUUCUGGUGGCCUCAGCACUGCAGCGAUGAGAGCAACAUGCUUCUGCAUCAGCAGCAAGCUGAUGUCUUCCACACACUGAAAGGCAUCAGUUCAACCACAGAGCUCCCCCCCGGCACAGUGCUGGGGCUGACGGUGGAUGACCCCAGGCUGACUUUACCAACAAAGAAGAUGAAAGUGUUGCCCUGCGUGAGCCAGGCCCAAGAGGCUGAUGAGGACAAAAGGAAGGAGCUGAUCUUACGAGGUGUCCCAGAACAGUGCUGUCAGAGUUCCUUGUGGGAGGAGUCUGUCCGUGAUGAUGUCACUGAGAACAAGAUACCUGAGCAGGCAUUGAACAGGAUGAAGAGUGAGAUGCUGGUGCCAGGCUCCAGGCUGAGCCCCACCCCCCCACAAGGCAGAGUCCCCGUUUUACUGGUCCACCAGCCUGGCAAGCAGGUGGGGCAGGAGAUGAGCUCCUGGGGAGCUGGAUGGGACCUGCUCCUUCCUAAAGGCUGGGGUAUGGCCUUCUGGAUCCCACUGGUGUACAGAGGAGUCCGGGUGGCAGGGCUCCACAUGGGUCUGAAGCACUCUCACAGUAAAGCAGCUCCCAUCUUUCCACAUGACUUUCCUGACUGCCCUGCAGGAAUCCGUUUUCAGGAGGAGCAGGAAGCAGAGUUCCUGGACAAAUUUAAAAGGCAUCCGCCAGCCAAAAGGACCAAUUACAUUAAACAUGGCUGCCUGGCUCCCUUCCGUUGCCCUUGGCAACAGCUGGCAGAGGAGUGGGAGCACCUCACUAGGGGAGGAGGAGAUGAGCCGGCCGAGAUGUCUGUGGCGAAGCCUCUGAGCCUCUUUAUUGUUCUCAGGAACAGGAAGUCUCUGAGGCUUCUCUCUGGUUGGUGCAGACCAACCACCUCCACAGGAAGGAGGCUGAACCGUGAGCUCCUGCCUCUCAGCCAGUCGGCCGUCACUUCUUUUCUCUCAGCUCAUGGGAUGAGUCUGGUGUGGGUGCGCCUGUCGCUGCUGUCCAAGGGAAGACCGGAGCUCCAUUCCAUGGUGUGUGUGCCAACUGCAGAAGAUCUGAAGCUGCUGGGCAAGCACCAAGACCUCCAGGAGCCCCCACACAGGGACCACUUCAAAAGCAGAAUCAAACCACAGAAAAAAAGCUUGAAGAGUGACGAUCCAGAGCCCCGCUCUACGCCUGACUCAGACCUCAUCUUCGGACUUUGGCCGGAUCCUCUACCCAGCGUGACGUCCCACUGUUCCCGCGUGACCCUGGGCUGGACCACUCAGGGGGACUUCUCUCUGUGUGCAGGCCAUGGGGAGGCUCUGGGCUUCGUCAGUGUCCCGGGUCUCCUGAACACCCUCCUGAAGCAGGCGGGGGAACACCGAGGAACGCUGCUUCUGCGCAACCCCGGCUCCCUGCACUACCGCUUUGCUAAGGUCAACGUUGAGGUGUGAUAAAGCAGGGUUAGGGUUAUUCUGCUGCUGAUGGAAACACACAUAGGCUUUUGCUUUCAAAACUUUGCAAUCAUGCAGAUUUGCUUUCCACUGAGAAGUCACGGGGAGACAUUUUUAAAUGAUGCUCGUCUGCUUCGGAUCCUCAGUGUUGCUUUUUCUGAACAAAUAAAGAACAUUUGGUGAA
Messenger RNA from Nothobranchius furzeri (turquoise killifish), 3087 nucleotides. It is a transcript of the gene pop1, whose product is annotated as POP1 homolog, ribonuclease P/MRP subunit. Gene Ontology annotation, biological process: tRNA 5'-leader removal. Gene Ontology annotation, cellular component: ribonuclease MRP complex; nucleolar ribonuclease P complex. Lineage: Eukaryota; Metazoa; Chordata; Actinopteri; Cyprinodontiformes; Nothobranchiidae. The record is from RefSeq and is a predicted model, not a curated record.